UUUUAAUGAUUUUUAUUUGUGAACUAACCUGACCGCUUUGAUGUGACGAGUUAGAAAUACGUUUGUUUUUCUAAACUCAUACCUGCACUAUAGAGAUGUAGUUAAAGGCUACGUCUGAAAUUGCGUGACAGUGUGUAUUAAUCAGUUUGUGUUUAUUAUGAUUACAAUCCCGGAUAUACUAUAUCCGCCAUAUUGGCAUUGUCAUGUGACCUUCGACGUUAUCAUAAACACAAAUCUUAAACAAGUUAACAAUUUAUUCGGGUAUUAUUUUUUAAAAAAAGUCUCGUUUAACAAAGGUUUAAUAUUUAAAAAGAGCCGACGCUGUUUGUUUCCUGAGCUCGAGCACCAGUCCCGUUGCAUUAUGGGAUGUUUGACCCGCGCAGUGUGUAUCAGUUCCAUACCGCAAAAUCUCGCCGGAACUAGUAAAUCAUCCGGGUAUUUCUCUGAUACUGAGAAUUCAGAUAUACAAUUCAUACUGCUUUUCUCCUACUAUAUAGUAGAUAAAUAUGCGGUUUCGGACGCAGCCAAUGUUUUUUUUUAAACGAUGAUGGCGGCCUAGCUUAGAAUCUGCGCAGAGCUGACUCCUGUUUACUAGCGUGUUUGUUUAUGAAUAGUUUGAAAAAAAAAUUCUAAUUUGAAAUAAAAUUUCUGUACAGGUCUCGGGUGAGAAAACACACUUAUUAAAAUGAACCUGAUCUAAAUUAACAACUAUCUUAAAAUUAGGACGCAAAACAUUUUUUUUAUUAAUGACUUGUAUUGAAUGUAAUAUUAUAUUAAGUCAUGUUAUAAACUUAUAAAAAUGAGAUGAUGAGUUAUAAGAUUAAAAAUGGGAUCUGUAAUGUGUAAAGUUAUACCCAGUGGUUAUUCGAGCAUAAUACUCUAAAGGUGCAGUUGUGGAUUAUAAAACACCAGACAAACCAUAACUCCAUGUCCUUUUAUGGUAAUGUUUACUAUAAAAACAAUGCGUCCAAAAAUGUAAAUGUACACAACAUUCUACUUUAUCCAAAUGUAUUCCUUCAGCUGGGGCAUGUUUGGAGUCUGAAGUUGUGGUCAGAUGUUCAGACUAAUCACGAGACUCCGCUACCUGAGCCUGUAGAAUAAUAAUAAUAAUAAUAAUAAUAAUAAUAAUAAUAAUAAUAAUAAUAAUAAUGAGCGAUCUUCAUACUCCGAACAUGUCCCAGCUGACGGAGUGCAUUUGUGUUAAAGAUGGCUGGUGUGUGAUGGUUGUAAUGUGAUGCCCACUCCUCACACUGUUCUUCUUUUGUUAAGGAGAAGAAGAGAAGUCAGAAGAUGAAGUCAGAUGACAUUUAUAAUGACCGUUUAAAAAACAAAACAAAAGCAGAGUUGCUUGCUAAUGCUAAUGGUGAUGUGUGAAGCUCCCGUGAUGGUGUGUAGCAUUUAUGGGCAGAGGGACAGGAUGAGGGGAAGAAGGAAGCAGUUGAAGGCAGACACACAUGAAGUGGAAGAAAGAAGAACAGAGGGGGUUGAAGUAAUGACGUUAACGUGAAGUUGUCCACUCUCAGUAAAUAUGAUUGAGUCUCGCUCGGAGUCGAGGAGUGUGAGUCCACGAGGUUCACACAAAUCCCUGGCACACUCGCCCGCUCACUCCAAGCGUGACUCGUGCUCCAAAUCACACUCCCGGUCGUGCUCCAAAUCAGACUCUCGUUCUCAUCGCAGUUCUCGGAGGAGCUACAGUCACUCACGCUCUUGCUCUCGGCGCUGUCGCUCACGCAGCCGCUGCUACAGCAGGGAUUCGCGGCGCCGUCGCUCUCGCAGCUCCUCACACUCCCCCAUGAGCAACCGCCGGCGACAUGUAGGCAACAGGGCGAACCCUGAUCCAAACACGUGUUUAGGAGUGUUUGGGUUGAGUUUGUACACCACAGAGCGAGAUCUGCGGGAGGUCUUCUCAAAGUACGCCCCGCUUACGGACGUGUGCAUCGUCUACGAUCAGCAGUCGCGCCGCUCGCGAGGGUUCGCCUUUGUUUACUUUGAGAACAAAGAGGACUCGCAGGAGGCUAAAGAGAGGGCAAACGGGAUGGAGCUGGAUGGCCGCAGGAUCCGAGUGGACUUCUCCAUCACCAAGAGACCACACACCCCUACUCCGGGGAUCUACAUGGGCCGACCCACAUAUGGAGGUGGAGGUCACAGUCUGAGUCGGCGUCAUGAUUAUUACGAUCGAGGCUAUGAUCGCUAUGACGACCGUGAUUACUACAGCAGAUCGUACAGGAGGAGGUCUCCGUCUCCGUACUACAGCCGUGGUGGAUAUCGCUCACGUUCACGCUCUCGCUCCUACUCCCCCCGUCACUACUAAUCCCCGUCCCGUCUGUGAUGAUGAGGAUGAUGUGUUUAAUGGAGCUGAGAGUGUGGAGUUCAGACGGCUGUAGCCGUGUGUGUGUGUGUGUGUGUGUGUGUGUGUGUGUGUGUGUGUGUGUGUGUGUGUGUGUGUGUUAGUGUGUG
Molecule: messenger RNA, 2457 nt
Organism: Ictalurus punctatus (channel catfish)
Lineage: Eukaryota; Metazoa; Chordata; Actinopteri; Siluriformes; Ictaluridae
Gene: tra2b
Product: transformer 2 beta homolog
Exons: 8
Coding region: 1529-2311 (260 amino acids)
Biological process (GO): positive regulation of mRNA splicing, via spliceosome
Cellular component (GO): spliceosomal complex
Molecular function (GO): RNA binding
Source: RefSeq, a predicted model, not a curated record